Messenger RNA from Quercus lobata, 1599 nucleotides. RefSeq names its product protein NRT1/ PTR FAMILY 5.4-like. Gene Ontology annotation, cellular component: membrane. Gene Ontology annotation, molecular function: transmembrane transporter activity. Gene Ontology annotation, biological process: transmembrane transport. The transcript is spliced from 3 exons. Lineage: Eukaryota; Viridiplantae; Streptophyta; Magnoliopsida; Fagales; Fagaceae. Bases 1 to 1599 code for a protein of 532 amino acids. The record is from RefSeq and is a predicted model, not a curated record.
AUGACGUUUCACAAAUAUCCACGCAUCAUCAGAUUGUCUUUUAUGUAUAUUGCAGGAUUGAUGCUCUUAUGGUGCUCUAAGUACCUCAGUCCAACUGGAAAGAUUGACGUGUUCUAUGCUGCAGCGGUGAUUCUAGCAGUGGGUAUGGCUGGUCAAAACCCACCUCUAAGAGCCUUUCUUGCUGAUCAAUUGAGUGAUGAGAUAGAAAAUCCAACAGAAGAAAAGCAGAAAGAAAUAGAUGAUCGUACAAAUAUUUUGUGGCGGGUUGCCAGGUUUUCUGGAGCCACUAUUGCUCUCGUUUCCCUUCGAAAUGCUACACGGGAAAUGGCCUUCGGAGUUUCUGCCUUGGUGAUGGGAGCAAAUCUUUUGCUAUUCUUGUUUGGCUAUGGUCUCUCCUGUUACAAACUCCACAAACCAGACGGGAGCUCCUCUGGAAUUAUUCUUCGAGUUUUAAAGGCAGCUAGACGCAAUCGGAAUCGCAACUAUCCUCAGACAGAAAAAGGGUUUUAUUGGAAAACCCUUCCACAACCAGGACUGAUCGAUAAGAGCAAUGGUCAAACAUGUUUGAAGCCUAAAGUUCUAUUUCUAAGAAGGUUAGACAAAGCUGCAGUAAUUGAUGAACGAACACUCCCAGUCAGUCCAAAAGAACAAAAAGAACAAGUACUUGGUGGGCAUCUUUGCACAGCUGAACAAGUGAGGGAAGUAAAGCGCCUUUUUACUUUGAUACCUAUUUGGACAAGCUUUCUCGGCUGUAGUUUGGUUGCAGCUACCGGAAACACUUUCUUUUAUGAACAAACAAGCAACAUGGCCGAUAAUAUCAAGGUAGAGGCCCACCGACUAUAUUUGAUUGAGGAAGAGAAUAUUGAUCCUAUGGAUUCAAAUCAGACUAUCUCUAUGAGUGUCCUCUGGUUAAUUCCACAAUUUAUUUUGUUAGGACUAAUGGAAGGACUUGCCACUGAAGGGCUUCAGGAAUUCUUCUAUAACCAUGUCGCUAUAUCAAUGAGGAGUUACGGUCCAUCGUUCAGUGAGUGUGUAUUAGGCUUUGGAAAUUUCAUCAGCAUGCCUUUUGUUUUACUGUGUAGAAGCUGGUUCAAGGAUUCCAUAAACACAAGUCAUCUCGACAAGUAUUAUCUGACUUUAGCAAUACUGAGUUUCGUGUGCCUUGUCAUGUAUGCGUAUGCUUCAUAUUCAUUGAAGCCUUUCCACAUGGGAAAUGCAUCGGAGGAACCCCUUUUGCAAUCCCACGCAUCGACUGAAGCUGAAGAGGGACUCCCGCCUGAUGAGGAAUUAAAGGAGAUCUUGGUACAUGGCACUGAUGGCUUAGCUGAAUCCCAGCUAACUUGGAACGUCUCUUUCCCACGGAGAAGAAAUGUGGCUAACGCUGCAGCAGCCACUGCCACUGAAUCCCAACCAACUAAGAGCUUCUCUUUCCCCUCACGGAGCAUCUCUUUGCGCUUAAAGGAUAAAAAGGUUGGGGAAUCAGCCGCAAAUGUAGACUCCCCUGAACAUAUGGAGGAACCCCUUUUGCAAUCCCACGCAUCGACUGAAGCUGAAGAGGGACUCCCGCCUGAUGAUAAGCCAGAGAGCCACCGUGACUAA